AUGGGAUAUGAGGGGGAAGCAGCUAUUUCACGGCAUUGAGAUAAAAGUCUGGGCCAUCGCUUGCUUUGUCGACCCACGGGAAGUCAACGACAGAGUAUUGAAGAGCUUCGCCCAUCAGCUGAUGAAGAUUAGUGGCGAGACUGGGAUGCCAAUCAAAUCUGAACCAUGCUUCUGUAAAUACGCUAAAAGAGCGGAGGAUGUUGAGCCCAUGUUUAAACAUUUGAAAUCUACCUUUGCCAAUCUUCAGCUCAUUAUUCUUGUGUUGCCUGGGAAAACGCCCGUAUAUGCUGAAGUCAAACGAGUCGGUGAUACAAUGCUGGGAAUCGCUACUCAGUGUGUGCAAGCUAAGAACGUAACCAAGUUCCAAGCUCAAACACUGUCAAAUCUGUGCCUAAAGAUAAAUGCCAAGCUCGGAGGAAUAAACAAUAUUUUGGCCCCAGAUGUUCGACUUCCUGUGUUUCGUGAACCUGUGAUAUUUCUUGGAGCUGAUGUAACUCACCCUGCAGCUGGGGAUGAAAAACGACCAUCAAUUGCUGCUGUUGUCGGCAGUAUGGAUGCUCAUCCCAGCCGGUACUGUGCUUCAGUUCGAGUUCAGACACAUCGACAGGAAAUCAUUGCGGAAUUAGCGGCCAUGGUCCGCGAGCUAUUGAUUCAGUUUUAUCGUUCGACGAGACACAAGCCAGUCAGGAUCAUUUUCUACCGUGAUGGAGUCAGUGAAGGCCAGUUUAGACAGGUGUUGUGUCACGAACUAAAAGCCAUCCGUGAGGCUUGCAUCAAGCUGGAAGUUGGGUACCAGCCGGGCAUCACUUUCAUUGUUGUGCAGAAAAGACAUCACACCAGAUUUUUCUGUCAGGAUAAAGAGGACAUGUGUGGAAUUAGUCAAAACGUUCCCCCCGGAACCACAGUUGAUGUUGGUAUAACUCACCCCACUGAGUUUGACUUCUACCUCUGCAGUCACGCUGGAAUUCAGGGCACCAGCCGACCUUCGCAUUAUCACGUCCUGUGGGACGACAAUAAUUUCAAAGCAGACGAGAUCCAGGCCCUCACGUAUCAGUUGUGUCAUACUUACGUCAGGUGCACACGAGCAGUAUCCAUACCAGCCCCCGCGUAUUAUGCGCAUUUGGUGGCAUUCAGAGCGCGAUUUCAUUUGAUAGAAAGAGAACGGGAAAGCCCUGAGAAUGGUUCGUCUUGCAGCGGUGGUCAUGGAGAGGACAGAAGCCCGCAGAUUUUGGCAAAAGCUGUCCAAGUUCACCCUGAGAUGUUAAAAGGAAUGUACUUCGCUUGAAGACACUUUGUAAAGAGUAACAUAAUUAGUUACCGACUAAUGUAAUACUUAUAAGAAAACACAGGAUAUUUAUCAUUUGUCUUACAAAAGUCAACCACUUCUUAAGAGAUACUUUCAGCACGAGGAGAUAAAAUUCGUAUCCCCAAGCGGCCAUGUAAUGUUCUGUUUAUUUUAUAGAUGCUGAUGAAAUUCCUACAUAAUUUCAAAAGAACCGGCCGCGUGCUGUUAGU
Messenger RNA from Pocillopora verrucosa, 1515 nucleotides. The record is from RefSeq and is a predicted model, not a curated record. Lineage: Eukaryota; Metazoa; Cnidaria; Anthozoa; Scleractinia; Pocilloporidae.